Messenger RNA from Capsicum annuum, 1423 nucleotides. Its product is annotated as rac-like GTP-binding protein ARAC1. Gene Ontology annotation, biological process: small GTPase-mediated signal transduction; establishment or maintenance of cell polarity; regulation of cell shape. Gene Ontology annotation, molecular function: protein kinase binding; GTP binding; GTPase activity. Bases 537 to 1130 code for a protein of 197 amino acids. The record is from RefSeq and is a predicted model, not a curated record. Gene Ontology annotation, cellular component: cytoplasmic vesicle; cell cortex; plasma membrane. The transcript has 7 exons. Lineage: Eukaryota; Viridiplantae; Streptophyta; Magnoliopsida; Solanales; Solanaceae.
UGUAAUUGGUUUUAAAUUAUGGAGUGGAUAUGUCGGAUUCCAAAAAACAAGGAAAAGGUCCCUUGUAUGAGGCCCACACAUGUCUUGUGCGAGAAAAGCGUUGAGAAAAUUAGUAAUGAUUUGUUGUUGGUCACUCACUUCCUUUAGCGAACGCUUCAACGGCAUAAUUCCCCGGCUAAAAAAUUACACCCACAAAUAACAAUAUAUUGCAAACACUAGUAUACCAUCGAUUUGUUCUUGCAUUUCUCUCUCUUUGUCUCGUACAUCUUUCAUUCAUCCCUUAAUUUUUCUUCUCUUUUCUGUUAACCCAUUUCUCCUCUUUUUCCUACAUUUUGGAUCCCAUUUCCUUGGAAUUUUAGGGUUAGGGUUUCCUCCUUUGUGUUGUUUUUCUGUGUGUGAUUGUUGAUUGUAUAUACAAAUGUGUGAUUGAGAGGAGGGGCAAAAGAUAGAAAAGGAAGCCAGAAAGCCUCAUAAAUUCCAUUUUUAUAGAAUCAGGUCUUCUGGAGAAGAUCUGAGAGAGAAAGGAAUAUAGGAAAAUGAGCGCCUCGAGGUUCAUAAAAUGUGUUACUGUGGGUGAUGGUGCCGUUGGCAAGACUUGUCUCUUGAUUUCUUACACCAGCAAUACAUUCCCGACGGAUUAUGUGCCAACUGUGUUUGACAAUUUCAGUGCAAAUGUGGUUGUCAAUGGGGCUACUGUCAACCUAGGGUUGUGGGAUACUGCUGGACAGGAGGAUUACAAUAGGUUAAGACCUCUGAGUUACCGUGGAGCUGAUGUUUUCAUUUUGGCAUUCUCUCUCAUCAGUAAAGCCAGUUAUGAAAAUGUUUCCAAGAAGUGGAUUCCUGAGUUGAAGCAUUAUGCCCCUGGUGUCCCCAUAGUGCUUGUUGGAACAAAACUUGAUCUUCGAGAUGAUAAGCAAUUCUUCACAGACCAUCCUGGUGCUGUGCCAAUUACUACUGCUCAGGGUGAGGAGCUGAGGAAAACAAUUGGUGCACCUUCCUACAUUGAAUGUAGUUCAAAAACACAGGAGAAUGUAAAAGGAGUCUUUGAUGCUGCCAUUAAAGUCGUGCUCCAGCCACCCAAGGCAAAGAAAAAGAAAGGAAAGUCUCAAAGGGCCUGCUCAAUUUUGUGAUCACACAGUAGGUCCGGGUUAUUCCAGAUCACAGUUCACGUUGUAAUCUGUCCCCUCGCAUCUGUUUCUGUUUUCCUUUUCUUGGAGGAAGUAGGAGGUCCAUGUAUGUUUCACUUGAAGCUACUAGUGAUCUCUUGAAGCGUCAGGUGGCUCGAUUUCUUGUAUUGCUGUGAUCUCUUAUUACCGAGUUUCACAACACGCUGUAGGCCACUCAAUUUCGUCCUCGCUGUUUUGAUUUGUUUUAUGUAUUACUGAUUGAAAGAUCAAUUUAGGAAAACAAAUUUUCUCAGCAA